AUGCGGACCUGCCUCACAGAGCCGCCCUGCAUCUAUCAGAGACGGGCAGAUGAGUACAGCUGCAGCGGGCUAGCUCAAAGCUCGCAAAGGGGCAGGCCAGAGGAGGACUGGAUCGGCCUUGGCGUCCAGGUUUUGAUGUACAGCUCGCUUGUAACGCUUCUUUUCUGUUCCGGGGGCGCGUGCCUCUAUUCCGCUCGUCUGCCUCGGUCCAACUCUCUUGCCGCUGCCUCUGACGACGUCGAGCAUGCAACAGGCGUUCAUGAAAACACCUUGGGGGAACCUAAUCUCACGCCCCCCCCAACUCCACUCAAUGGGGUCAACAUGCUCUUCUCGUAUAAGGCUGUAUACCUCUUCCACCUCGUCGGGCACGCGGGCAUUUCUCUGCUCGACGUGAGCGCAGGCGGCAGCGCAUGGUUCGGCGUUUGGGGCUACUGCGUAUCGGCAAUUGACGUCUCUGUCGUCGGCAUCGACGUUGCCGGGACAAAUGCAACAUGCUCUAAAGCAGAGCUGGGAUAUGACCUCAGCCCCUUCGUCCUUGACGUGUUGCACGCCUCCGACACGAACCUUGACCCAGCGACUAUUAACCGUGAUAUCACUGCGGUCUUGGUUUUGCAUCCCAUUGCCUGUGGCAUUGCCUUCCUAGCUCUGGCCACGUCGUUCAUUAUCGUCCGCUAUGCGCGGUCCGCGCCUGGAGCUCCUCGGGCACUCCCCAUUAUCGCCCUCAUAGUGGGGUUCCUCGCUGCGGUUCUCACCACGGCGGUAUUCCUCAUUGACGUAAUCUUUGUCGCCGUGGUGCGCAAGCGCGUCGAAAGCAAGUCUGAUGGUAUCCUGACCUUGAACUGGGGCAAUGCUGUCUGGAUGGUCUUGGGUGCCACGGUUGCCUUAUGGUUGGCGCUGGUCGGUUCUUGCGCGGGCGUGUGCUGCAUGCGAAGACACAGGAAAGUGAGCAAGUACUAG
Messenger RNA from Postia placenta MAD-698-R-SB12, 957 nucleotides. RefSeq lists its product as hypothetical. Lineage: Eukaryota; Fungi; Basidiomycota; Agaricomycetes; Polyporales; Adustoporiaceae. The transcript is spliced from 8 exons. The record is from RefSeq and is a predicted model, not a curated record. Bases 1 to 957 code for a protein of 318 amino acids. Gene Ontology annotation, cellular component: cell division site; growing cell tip; plasma membrane.